This is a messenger RNA of Hansenula anomala, 656 nucleotides long. It is a transcript of the gene MMS4, whose product is annotated as Mms4p. NCBI's taxonomy places the organism in Eukaryota, Fungi, Ascomycota, Saccharomycetes, Phaffomycetales, Wickerhamomycetaceae. Bases 32 to 604 code for a protein of 190 amino acids. The transcript has a single exon. The record is from RefSeq and is a predicted model, not a curated record.
CAGAAAAUAUACUGCAAAAGUUCGUUCAAGAAUGGAACCAGUCCCAACUGCUCCAAUGGAGGAUGAAAAUUCAGGUGUUGCAAAUGCUGAUGAAUUCGAACCUGGUAAAAGAAGUAGAGGUGGUCGUGGUGGAAGAAGAAGAAAAACAAAAGCAGCCCCGAGAUCAAAUACAAUUUCUUCAUAUUCAUCUGAUCAAAUAGAGGCAGAAGUUGCUCAAUUACAAGUUAAUGGGUUUAAAGUUUUCCCAACAAAGACAACACAUGAAACAUUACUUUGGUUAAAAUCAUUCACAUAUACAAUAUCAUCAGCAAGAUAUGAUAAAGUGGAGAGAAAUCCAGAUUUAGCAAAUAUCGGUACAAUAAAAUCAGGUGUUAAUACUCAUGAUACUUAUUUGAAAAUGUUGUUACAGUUUAAAUUCAUGACUGAAGUUAAAGCUAAUAGAAUUAUUGAUGAAUUACCAACAUUAUUACAUCUAUAUAAUGCAGUGAAUCAAAAUAGAUUACCAACUGGUCCUGAUGGGAAACCUUUAAUGAUGAGUAAUAUCCAAUCAUCAAUUAUGAAGUUGUUUUCUACAAUGAAUGAUUCUGAAUUAUUAGAAAGGUGAAUAUAAUUUAUUUCCUUCUUGAUUGUUUGAUGAAUUGUAGUUUAUUAAACGA